GAAUAAGCGCAUGGUGUAAACGUAGCCCAUAUCAUUUGAUCGGUUGGCGGAGGUCGUGUGAGAAUUUUGCAACUGCAAAAAUAGGUUUCUGAAUUGAAUAUUUUGGACUGAAGGAAAGUUAAGGACGAUAAGGAUUUGAUUCGUCUAACGGUACAAGAUCUCGUGAGAUUUUAUUUAAUUUCUAGUUCUGCUAGGCGACGGUACGGUAACGUAAGCUAGUUAACCUAAAAGUGAUACAGACGAAGACUACAAAUCCCCCCCCCCGUAAUAACGGGGGGAAUUUGGUUUCCUAUUGAAUAUGGAUUCCACAACAAAAGGCGUUCAAAAAGAAAUUAUGAAUUGGUCUGCAGUUACAAACAAUAAGAGUAUUUCCAGAAGGAUAAUAAAUGGUCCAUUCACUAUUUGGAUUCAGCCUGACUGCAACAACGACAAGGAAAAACAAAAAUCACUUCAAGUAAGCCCAUAUAAAGUUGGUAAUCUGAUCUGCAAAAAGUAUCAUAGCAUAGAUUACAUAAGCAGCAAAUCUAAAUCUCGGGUCGAAGUUAAUUUCAAGAACACAAAGGAGGCGAACCAAUUAAUAGAUGAUCCUAUACUAAAAGUCAACAACUUGAAAGUAUUCAUCCCGAGUUUUAGAUUAACAAGAAGAGAUCUCAUUAAAGGUAUUGAUGAGGAUAUUAUAGAGGAGGAGAUCCUUAAGGAAUUGGAAUCAGAGUUCCAAAUCUUGAGAGUUAGAAGGCUAAAUAAAAGAAAUCGAGAUCCUAAUAAACAGGAAGGCGACCCGAAAUGGAUGGCAAACAAAUCUGUUGUCAUCACAUUUUCUGGUCAGAAUUUGCCCACCGUAGUAUAUCUAUAUAAAAUCUAUAUAAAAUCAUUGAGGUCGAGCCCUAUACGAUCCUUUCCAUCAUUUGUUGCAACUGCUUCAAACUAGGACAUACUGGAUCAAUUUAUAAAAAAUGAGGCUAAAUGUAGUAUGUGCGGCGAGAUCAAACAUCAGGGUAACUGUCUUCACGGUUUUGCUAUCUGUUCCAAUUGCCAAGGAGAUCAUAUAUCAUCAAAUAAAAAUUGUCCUAUAUUUAGGAAGGAAUACGAAGUCAAGAGAUUGAUGGCUUAUGAAAACAUAGUGAUGUUAGAAAAAUGGUUUUUAAUCACCCAAAGAAGAAAUUUAAACCAGGUCCUAAGGAAUUUCCAAAUCUUCAAAGUAAACCUUUUAUUCCAU
Mycetomoellerius zeteki is the source of this 1216-nucleotide messenger RNA. RefSeq lists its product as uncharacterized. Bases 299 to 928 code for a protein of 209 amino acids. NCBI's taxonomy places the organism in Eukaryota, Metazoa, Arthropoda, Insecta, Hymenoptera, Formicidae. The record is from RefSeq and is a predicted model, not a curated record. The transcript is spliced from 2 exons.